This is a messenger RNA of Nymphaea colorata (pocket water lily), 691 nucleotides long. RefSeq lists its product as uncharacterized. Bases 51 to 488 code for a protein of 145 amino acids. Lineage: Eukaryota; Viridiplantae; Streptophyta; Magnoliopsida; Nymphaeales; Nymphaeaceae. The record is from RefSeq and is a predicted model, not a curated record. The transcript has 3 exons.
AGAAAAUCGGCGAGCAAACGAGAGGGAGAGGGAGAGGGAGAGGGUGGGGGAUGGCAGCAGCUAUCGGUGGUAGGGUGAUGAUGGCGGCAAGAAGCGCACACAUCAACCCUGACCGCCGUUGUUUCUUGAGCCGGCGGUGGCCGGACUCUUCCAAUCAGGGACAUUUGGCCGCUUCCUUCUCGAGCAACGGGAGUUCGAAACCCCAGAGGAAGCUGGUUCUCUACACCAAACCAGGAUGCUGUCUGUGCGAAGGUCUCAAAGAGAAGCUGGAUUUGGUCCUCAAAUUGGGAGCCCCUGACUCUCUCGAUGACGUCGAACUGCAGACUAGAGAUAUUUUGAGCAAUCCAGAAUGGGAGAGACGCUAUCAGUAUGAGAUCCCUGUGUUGGCGAGGGUCCUUCCUGACGGCACAGAGGAGAACCUUCCGAGAUUAUCGCCUCGUCUUGGAGUGGAGAUGAUCAAGAAGAAACUUGUAGCUGCCCUGCAAUAAGGCUGCAGCGUCGACCAACGUUUGGGAAAAGGGGAGGCCAUUAAUUCUGCAUUUCUGGAGCUGCUUCUUUUGCGUCUUUGCUAGUGGAAUGGGCACAUGAGGAUGGGAUUCUUCAGUGAUUCAUUUCUGUACCCAAAUAUGUAUGGUCUUCUAUGCAGAGGUACAUAGUGAUAGAGGAGAAAAGGAAAAUAUUGCACAAACAA